This is a messenger RNA of Aureobasidium pullulans EXF-150, 1017 nucleotides long. RefSeq lists its product as uncharacterized. The record is from RefSeq and is a predicted model, not a curated record. Bases 1 to 1017 code for a protein of 338 amino acids. NCBI's taxonomy places the organism in Eukaryota, Fungi, Ascomycota, Dothideomycetes, Dothideales, Saccotheciaceae. The transcript is spliced from 2 exons.
AUGGCAACAAAUCAGCAGCCCACGAGUCGAAUCCCACUGCGCGUUGAUUCUAUACCAACAAACCAGUCCUCAACUCGGUCACUGAACAAUGGAAGACCAGCAACUCCCAAUCUCUCCAAGCCGCAGCAUUUGCGCCUGAGCCACAAAGUGUUGAGCACGAUCUACGAAUCUUCCCUUGACGAGAAGAAACAAAAAGAGCGAGAGGCAACCUGGAGCAUUCGCCCAGUCGACCAAAACGAAGAAGAAGAACAGCAGAGCCUGAGAUCACAGGCCUCCUCCCCCAACUCCGAACUCGACACUUCACUCGCAUCCACCAAGCCUACCACAGUCUCUGCCUCACAAAACUCAACUAGUCUCGAAGACCCCUGCCCAAUUGAUAGCUACAUGGAAGCAUACGCCAAGUACCGCCUGCUCAACCUGAAGACGCAGAAACGCAAUGCAGCAACCAAUCUUCACAUUGCCCUGGACAAGACACAAUUCCUCACAAAUCAACUUCACAACUCGAUGGUCCCAUUCCACCUCCUCAUCACCGUCUUGAACAAACUUAUCGGAUCAUCUCCCAUCCUCAAAGAUCUCCGCGAGCGAACCUCAGACCAACAAAUCACCGUGAGCAAGCAGACCGAAGAUUUCCGCCUCUCCCUCCGCGAUUUACUCAAAUCAAACCACUCACUCAUCGCCGAAUGCGAAAACCUCCUCAAGACAAGCGCCGACUCCAAUCUAGAGCUUUUCACUCAAGAGCGUCUGGCAGUGAACCGUCUCCUCGCCACCUUUUCCUCGAACCAAAACAUCAAAGCCCAAAGAGACGAUCAGUUGGAGCUUCAGCAGGAUGUCAUCGCAAAAUUCAACGAAUACGUUGGUGGCUUGAUCGAGGGUCUGGAAGUGCAGAAUAUCGGGCUUGAGAAGCUUGUUGGAGACAUCAACCGUGGCGUUCGUUGUUUGGAGGAGGAGAUUCACGCCUAUGUGCGGGACAAGAAGUCGCUGAGAGGUAUGGUGUGCAGGAUGUUCGACCGACGUUGA